Messenger RNA from Alternaria burnsii, 732 nucleotides. RefSeq lists its product as uncharacterized. NCBI's taxonomy places the organism in Eukaryota, Fungi, Ascomycota, Dothideomycetes, Pleosporales, Pleosporaceae. Gene Ontology annotation, cellular component: plasma membrane. The record is from RefSeq and is a predicted model, not a curated record. The transcript has 4 exons. Bases 1 to 732 code for a protein of 243 amino acids. Gene Ontology annotation, molecular function: acetate transmembrane transporter activity.
AUGCCUGAUUUUUCGACCAUCGACUUGAACAGCAAAAGCAGCGCUGGCACUACUGAUGUCGAGAAGCAGCUCACCCAUGAAAGCCCCACUGUGCCUGUCGCAGCUCCAAAGACACUGGGUGCAGGAACAGCACUGCCGAUUGGGGUAUUCGCGACAACCCUUACUACGCUUUCGCUCAGUCUCAUGGAAUGGCGAGGAGUGACUACGGCCAAUGUCUUUGUAGCCAACUUCUUCUUCGCGGCGGCUUUCGGCCUGGUGGUUACUGCACAAUGGGAGCUGUCCGUCGGUAACGGCUUCGCAUACACAGUGUUUAGUGCUUUUGGCCUGUUUUAUGCUGGCUAUGGCGCGAUCUUAACACCAGCUUUUGGAGUGCGAACAGCAUAUGGAGACAAUGUGAAGGAAUACAACAACGCUCUUGGGUUCUUCAUGAUCAUGUGGACGGUUUUCGCUCUGGUGUUCCUUGUAGCCUCGUUGCCGACAAACUUGGUAUACAUCAUCAUCUUCUUCUGCGUAGAGCUAGGAUUUCUCUUAGUCUCGGCGUCUUACUUUGCCGUGGCAGAUGGACAUCCAACUGCGUCGAUCUCUCUCAAGAAAGGCGGUGGUGCAUUCUGCUUCUUGGCUGGACUGACUGGGUGGUACCUGACGUUCGCUCUGUUGCUGAAAGACUCCAUUGUCGAGUUACCACUUGGCGACACUUCGAGGUUCUUUGCGAAGAGCAGAAAGGCGCAGUGA